AUGAGAUAUGAGUGCAAUAGGUUUGUGGACAUAAAUCAAUUGGACAAACAGGAGCUGUCGUGUGGCAUAUGUCUCAACAUAUUCCGUGAACCGAUGACAUUCUGUAGGGAUUGUAUUACCGAUUGGCUCAACACUGGCCAAAACAUAUGUCUGUGCGAUAGAACAGUGCUCAUGGAAAAUGAUCUACUAGAGCCACCUAGGGGAUCUCUGAGUGGGCAUAAUUGGGCAUUGGCGGGCAUUGCUAUAAUAGUGUUUGAAAACAUGUUGGGCCGGCUUAACAUACGGUGCGAUUACGCGGACAACGGGUGCCCAGAAGUGAUGUCGUUGAAUGGGUUGGCACAACACGCGGACCGCUGUCCGUACGACACGUUUAAAUGCAAACAUUGUUUUUGCAAACAAAAGUCGGGUCACGACUGCAUUCAGGCAUUGCUUGCAUUGAAUAGAAAUGCUAAACAAGAGAUCGCGAGAUUGAAACAACAAUUGAAUACUAUUGUGACGGCCAGUAGUGUUGCACCCGUCACAGUGCAAACUCUUAAUACUAAUACAGUCAGUUUUUAUGACAUAUUAAUGGACUCCCGGAGUAUGGGUUUAGUGGUUGAAGUGAUUGGCGUAGAUAUUGAGGACAAGAGGCACCAAAAAUUGUGGCCGUAG
Messenger RNA from Medioppia subpectinata, 651 nucleotides. NCBI's taxonomy places the organism in Eukaryota, Metazoa, Arthropoda, Arachnida, Sarcoptiformes, Oppiidae. The record is from the annotation of a GenBank genome assembly.